Diceros bicornis minor is the source of this 1520-nucleotide messenger RNA. RefSeq names its product transport and Golgi organization protein 1 homolog. The record is from RefSeq and is a predicted model, not a curated record. The transcript is spliced from 9 exons. The coding region runs from base 79 to 747 and encodes 222 amino acids. Gene Ontology annotation, biological process: protein secretion; vesicle cargo loading; endoplasmic reticulum to Golgi vesicle-mediated transport. Gene Ontology annotation, cellular component: endoplasmic reticulum membrane; endoplasmic reticulum exit site. Lineage: Eukaryota; Metazoa; Chordata; Mammalia; Perissodactyla; Rhinocerotidae.
CCCUGGCUGAGCUGGAUUAAAUCGGUGCUCUAGCGGGUGGGGCAGACCCUGGGCUAGCCGGCCCCAGGGAGAACUCCAAUGACGUCUGUGUCAGCACGCUCACACCAGCCCACAACAAUGGCCGCCGCCAAUGAACCAGUCCCUGGAGAGGUCUCACCCCUCACUGAGAUGCACUCAGGGCCUAUUAGGAAGCUGAGAAUGAAAGACCGUGAGCGGGUGGAAAAGGAGGAGCAGCUCUCAGUGGCAGAGGAGAGACUGAAACUGGCUGAGGAAGAAACGCAGAACUACAGGCACCAAAUUGAUCAAAUGCGACAACAAGUGCAGCAAGUGGAGUUCACCUUCAGACACCAGAUGGCUAUGUAUGAGAAGAAUGCUCACGACAAUUGGAUCAAGGCUCGGAUUUGGGAGAGGGAGAUAGCAGAGCAGAGCAGGGAAGCCGCCCACUUGAAACACAGAUUGGAGAUAAUGUCCAAAAAGAGACUGCCUGAGGGAUACAGGCUGCACAAACCAAUGUCGGGAAGACCUGGGAUGCAGAACCCUCCACAGAGAGAUCCGGGACCUGGUGCUGCGGCUGUGAAGAACAGUAGCUCCGGGGGCAAGGUCAGCGUGGAGGCAGGAGGGCCUCCUCCCAGGGCGGGACCAUCGGGCAUGCCCUGGGGCUCAGGCCCACCUCCACUUGCUCUGCACCGCUGGCCCGUGUGGCCCGGUCCAUUGCCUCCACCUGCCCCACGUGGACAGUCAUUUUGAAGGAGGACCCUGAGCUGUGAUAAAUAGGCUGUGGAAAAUUAUUAUGGUUUUUCCUGCCCCCUCCACUUUUACCUUCCCGUUGUCACCCCUAAUACACUCUUUACAGUUCUAACUCAGUAUCAGCGUCUGCUUUUGGGAGGACCAUCCAACUCACACCAGGGAGUGUACACAGUGUGAUUCUUGUACACACGGUUCAAAAACAAGCAGAAACCACAGUGAUUGGGCAGAAGCAAAGUUAUUCCUUGGGGGUACUAUUUACUGCAAGGGGCCUGAGAGAUCCUUUGGGUGGUGGACACAUCCUACAUCUAGAUCUGGCUGUAGCUGUAUUUGUUCAGUCAAUAAAUACUCACUGAGCACAUGGUGCAUGCUGGUCCCAGGGGUGUCUGGUGAUCAGAGAGACAGCUAUCCCUCCCCAGGAAGUGGCCAAUUUCUGAUGGUGGGGAAUGGAUGAGGUGCCAGGAGUGGCUCCAGGAGACCAGUGAGGAGGCCCUGCGGUAAUCCAGAUUUUGUUCCCUUCACUCAACUUGUCAGCUACCCACCAAAAGCACCAAGUCCAGGCAGGCUUUGUAGGGGGCUGAUGGCAGCAGAGUUUUUUGGUGAGUCCCAUGAGCUCCCAUAAUCCUCCCACAAUUUCCUUAUUGAGGGAUGGGCAAGGCAGAGGGCAAUGGCAUGGGAAACCCCCCUGCCCACACACAAACCAAGGAGAAGGUGCUGGGGUGGAAACAUCUGGCUCCCUCCAGGUCCCCAAUUCCAAUCCAUUCUGCCCCAGCAGC